Bombus pascuorum is the source of this 890-nucleotide messenger RNA. It is a transcript of the gene Rrp46, whose product is annotated as exosome complex component RRP46. Gene Ontology annotation, biological process: nuclear mRNA surveillance; rRNA catabolic process; U4 snRNA 3'-end processing. The transcript is spliced from 5 exons. Gene Ontology annotation, cellular component: nuclear exosome (RNase complex); cytoplasmic exosome (RNase complex); nucleolus. Bases 97 to 759 code for a protein of 220 amino acids. The record is from RefSeq and is a predicted model, not a curated record. Lineage: Eukaryota; Metazoa; Arthropoda; Insecta; Hymenoptera; Apidae.
UAUAUAUUGUUCUAUAUCAUAUCAUAACCUCUAAACCACGAAUUUCCCGCCAAGUAUAAUUAAACAACAUAUACUUUUUAAUUGUGAAACGCGAACAUGUCUGAAGAAACGCCGGAAGGUGAAUUUAGAUUACGACCUAUGAAUUGUGAAUUAAACCAACUUUCAAUGCCUGAUGGAUCGGCAAUGCUAAUGCAAGGAAAUACUGCUGUAGUUGCUGGAAUAUAUGGACCGAUAGAAGCAAAACCACAAAAAAUGAUGUAUGAUAAAGCAUCAGUUGAAGUAUCAUACAGUCCUAUCAAAGGUCCAGCAAAGGUGGAUGACAGAAUGACAGAAAUGUAUAUCAAGGAAACUUGUGAAGCUGCAAUAAUUGUUACUUUCCAUCCAGCAACUGCUGUAUGCAUUAAUGUACAAGAAUUGGAAGAUUCUGGUGGGAUAUUAGCCUGUACAAUAAAUGCAGCAUGCUUGGCACUUAUUAAUGCUGGUAUUCCAAUGAAAUUUACUAUUGCAGCAGUGAAUUGUAUGAUACAGGAAGGCACUGAAAAUAUUAUACUAGAUCCUGAUAGUACUCAAUUACAGGAAGCUAGAGCAGAAUUUACAUUUGCAUUUGAUAGUAUGAAAAAAGAUGUUAUAUGUUGUGAUACUGUUGGUUGUUUUACGGAGACAGAAUUUUUGGAAGCAAUGGAAAAAUGUAAACAAGUUAGUCAAUAUGUAUUUGAUUUCUAUAGAAAUCUUGUAAAAAAGUAUGCAAAUGUGAUAUAAUAUAUAUACAUAUAUAGUUUUCAAAACAUGUUUUAAAUACUUCUGUCAGGAUCAAGUAACUCCCCAUUACCAUCUUUUUACCAUAUGCGAAAAAAUCGAUUUAAUGAUCUAUUAAGUCAAUUAAAAAUGAG